AUGAGGGGUGGUGGUGGAUGGUCGCCCUGUCUGCGAGCCCUGGGUGGACAAAGGGGCUUCCGGAAAGAGAGGAGGAGGAUGGCCAGUGGGAAUGGGCUCCCCUCAUCCUCCGCCCUGGUGGCCAAGCGCCCCUCCGCCCUGGGCCCAUUCCCCAGACACACCUGGAUCCACCAGGACACACCCCAAGACAGCUUAGACAAGACUUGCCAUGAAAUCUGGAAGAGAGUUCAAGGCCUGCCCGAGGCCUUGCAACCCAGGACCUUGAAGGAACAGCUCUCCACCCCUGUGGCUGGGACUUCAAGAGACAACGGACUCAGCUUCCAGGAAGAAGCUCUGGAGCUCAGCCAUGACAAAGAUGAGAUAUCCCUGUUGGUGGAGCAGGAAUUCUUGAGCCUGACCAAAGAGCACCUCAUCUUAGUCACAGAGACCUCUGGGGAGCUGGAAGUACCCAGCACUUCCCCUGAGGGGCCCAGACAGCCGGCUCCCUGCCUUCUCGCACCUCCCCCACUGGCAGACAGCAGUGAGUACCCAGGAGCCACCAUCCUUGCCGCCGACACCCUUCUGGAUCCGAAGGUGGCCAUGUCCGUGAUCAGCAGCCGGCAGGACUGCGAUUCUGUCAUGUCUACAGUCACGGGCAUUCUGCGUGCUGCCAAGGUCAAGAGUGUUAAGGGGACAGAAGACGGGGGCCACAUCCUGGGCGCCUCCAACUCGGAAAUCAACAAGCUCCUGGCGCAGUUCCCCCUGAGGUCCACAGAGGCAGCUAAGGCUCCUGACAACAAGGUGGUGCUGGAGGAGACCAGGGCCAUCAAAGACUUCCUGCAGAACAGCAUGUUCCGUGGCCUGGGACCCAGGGAACCCACAGGGCUGGGCCCCUUCCUCCUGCUGCCUCCCCCACCUCCCGCACCCCCUGACAAGCUUCCUGAGCUCUCUGCUCAGAAGAGGCAGCUCCCAGUGUUUGCCAAGAUCUGCUCCAAGCCCGAGGCUGAGUCCACCGUGGAGGGGCACCUCUUAAUGGAAUGGAACUCUGGCAUCAAGGAGCCGACCAAGGGUCGAGAGAGCCUCUUUCUCAGUCAGUGGCCCCAGAGCCGGAAGGACACCUGUGGUGAAGAGGGGUGUAGUGACUCAGUGGGCUCCGUGACCACGGCCCUACCAGCCAAGAAGCCUGCGUGGCCGGCCGAGAAGAACCUGCUCUAUGAGUUUCUUGGGGCCACCAAAAACCCAAGCAUGCAGCUAAAGCUUCGCAGCAAAGUGGAGGUGGACGGGCUGGAGUUGAAACUUAACCCACCUGUGACGGUGGCCGACAAGAGCAACCUCAAGUACACAGGGAAUGUUUUCACCCCACGCUUUGCUACAGCCUUGACCUCAGCCACCCUGAACCAGCCACUCUGGCUCAACCUGAACUACCCGCCUCCUCCUGUGUUCACAAAUCACUCUACCUUCCCGCAGUAUCAGGGCCUAUACCCGCAGCGAGCAGCCAGGAUGCCCUAUCAGCAGACCCUGCAUCCCCAAAUGGGCUGUUACUCCCGACAGGUGACACCGUACAAUCCACAGCAGAUGGGACAGCAGAUUUUCCGCUCUUCCUACACUCCCCUGCUGAGCUACAUUCCCUUCAUCCAGCCCAACUAUCCAUACCCCCAGAGGACACCUCCAAAGCUGUCCACCAAUCCCCGAGACCCUUCCCCCAUGGCAGGAGAUGGGCCGCAGUACCUCGUCCCCCAGGCAUACGGGUUUGGCUCGACAGCUGGCGGGCCCGUGAUGAACAGCCCAUAUUUUUCCUCCAGUGGGAAUGGCAUAAAUUUUUAG
Molecule: messenger RNA, 1803 nt
Organism: Enhydra lutris kenyoni (northern sea otter)
Lineage: Eukaryota; Metazoa; Chordata; Mammalia; Carnivora; Mustelidae
Product: chromosome unknown C1orf94 homolog
Exons: 7
Coding region: 1-1803 (600 amino acids)
Source: RefSeq, a predicted model, not a curated record